Messenger RNA from Paramecium primaurelia, 4599 nucleotides. NCBI's taxonomy places the organism in Eukaryota, Ciliophora, Oligohymenophorea, Peniculida, Parameciidae. The record is from the annotation of a GenBank genome assembly.
AUGAUUACAGAGAAGGAUAAACUAAUCACUUCAUAUUUAUCUUUUCGUGGAUUAUAAAAACAACACAUUGAUUCAUUUAAUUACUUUAUAGAAUAGAGAUUAGAAUAGAUAGUGAAAUCUCCUUUGAAUUAGAGAAUUACUUGUGAAAGUGAUUCAUCUUUCCUUUUGGAGUAAUAAAAGCUCAUCAUAAGCAUCUAGAUAUUUAUCAAUAAGAGUAGAAAAUCCAACAUUCACCAGCAGUUGGGAUAAAUACUCUUUGAAAAGUCUCUUAUAUCCUCAUGAAUGUAGAUUAAAUGAUUAGACAUAUGCAGGAAAUAUAUAGUAAGAAAUAUUCAAAUUUAAAUAGUGUGAAUGUACGUAUUCAUAUGAAGGGUAGAGAGCCAAUUGAAGAAAAAGACAUACUAAUUGGAAGAAUGCCAAUAAUGUUGGGAUCUAAAAAAUGUAAUUUAUCAGGCAAGACAGAAGCAGAGAUAUUUUAAUAUGGAGAAUGUCCAUAUGAUCCAAAAGGUAAGAAUAUUAUUAUUAAGAUUUUUAGGAUAUUUUAUUAUUGAAGGCAAUGAAAAAGUUAUACUAAUAUUAGAAUAGAUUGUUGAUAAUAGAAUUAUUGUUGAUAUUGAUAAUAAGACUGAUUAAUAUGUGUCUACAGUUUAAUCUUAUCAAUUAGAAACUAAAUCAAAAGCAUCAAUAAUUUUAAAAAAGAAUAAAUUUUAUGUGAAAUCUUCAAGUUUUAAAGAUGCUCCUCUUUUUAUUGUAUUUAAAGCAUUAGGUAUUGUUAAUGAUAAAGAGAUUAUUGAAUUAAUUGGAACUGAACCAAGUAUAGUAGAGAAAUUAUUAAUGAGUUUUUAGGAUACAUCAGAUGAAAAAGUUAAAACAUAAUAAGAUGCAUUAUAAUAUAUUGGAAAAUUAAUUACUAGUAAAUUUGGUGGUCAAUCAUCUAAUUAAGCAGAAUAAGCAAGAGAAAAAUUAGCAUAAGUCUUUUUGGCACAUGUCAAUUGCAAAAAAUAUGAUUUCUAUCCUAAAGCUAUAUAUUUAGGAUAAAUGGUUAGAAGAUUAAUAUUAGCAAUGGAAGAUAAAAGAUUUGUUGAUGAUAAAGAUUAUUAUGGAAAUAAAAGAAUGAGAUGUGCAGGAAAUCUUCUUGAAUUAUUAUUUGAAGAUUUAUUUAAAGGAUUAAAUUCAACUAUAUCUAGUAUACUCAAAAAGGAAUUAGGUAAAGCUAAUUGUAAAUUCACUCCUAAAGAUGUUACUAUGAAAAUGAAAGAAUUUGGAGUAGAUAUCACUAAAGGAUUAAAUAGAGCAAUUAAAACAGGUAAAUGGACUAUUUAAAGAUUUCAUAUGGAUAGAUAAGGAGUUACAUAAUUAUUAGCUAGAAUAUCAUAUACAUCUGCUCUUGGUAUGUUAACUAAAAUGAGAAGUCAAGUAUAAAAAACACUUAAAGUAAGUGGACCAAGAGCUUUAGUUGGAUCUUAAUUUGGAAUGAUUUGUCCUGCAGAUACUCCUGAUGGUGAAGAUUGUGGUUUAGUUAAGACUUUAGCAUUAUUAACACAUAUAACUUAAGAAGAUAUAUAAGAUAGUGUUUAUAAAAUUAUAUUAACUAUGGGAGUAGAAGAUAUAUGUCAUUUUAAACCAAGUGAAUUUCAUAAGAAUUAUAUUGUUUAUUUAAAUGGUAUUAUAGUGGGAAUGCAUGCUAGACCUUAAACUUUUGUUGAUUAAUUAAGAAUAUUAAGAAGGAGAGGUAAGAUUAAUGAAUUUGUUUCAAUACAUAAAGAUGAUNAAUCUUAUCAAUUAGAAACUAAAUCAAAAGCAUCAAUAAUUUUAAAAAAGAAUAAAUUUUAUGUGAAAUCUUCAAGUUUUAAAGAUGCUCCUCUUUUUAUUGUAUUUAAAGCAUUAGGUAUUGUUAAUGAUAAAGAGAUUAUUGAAUUAAUUGGAACUGAACCAAGUAUAGUAGAGAAAUUAUUAAUGAGUUUUUAGGAUACAUCAGAUGAAAAAGUUAAAACAUAAUAAGAUGCAUUAUAAUAUAUUGGAAAAUUAAUUACUAGUAAAUUUGGUGGUCAAUCAUCUAAUUAAGCAGAAUAAGCAAGAGAGAAAUUAGCAUAAGUCUUUUUAGCACAUGUCAAUUGCAAAAAAUAUGAUUUCUAUCCUAAAGCUAUAUAUUUAGGAUAAAUGGUUAGAAGAUUAAUAUUAGCAAUGGAAGAUAAAAGAUUUGUUGAUGAUAAAGAUUAUUAUGGAAAUAAAAGAAUGAGAUGUGCAGGAAAUCUUCUUGAAUUAUUAUUUGAAGAUUUAUUUAAAGGAUUAAAUUCAACUAUAUCUAGUAUACUCAAAAAGGAAUUAGGUAAAGCUAAUUGUAAAUUCACUCCUAAAGAUGUUACUAUGAAAAUGAAAGAAUUUGGAGUAGAUAUCACUAAAGGAUUAAAUAGAGCAAUUAAAACAGGUAAAUGGACUAUUUAAAGAUUUCAUAUGGAUAGAUAAGGAGUUACAUAAUUAUUAGCUAGAAUAUCAUAUACAUCUGCUCUUGGUAUGUUAACUAAAAUGAGAAGUUAAGUCUAAAAGACACUUAAAGUUAGUGGACCAAGAGCUUUAGUUGGAUCUUAAUUUGGAAUGAUUUGUCCUGCAGAUACUCCUGAUGGUGAAGAUUGUGGUUUAGUUAAGACUUUAGCAUUAUUAACACAUAUAACUUAAGAAGAUAUAUAAGAUAGUGUUUAUAAAAUUAUAUUAACUAUGGGAGUAGAAGAUAUAUGUCAUUUUAAACCAAGUGAAUUUCAUAAAAAUUAUAUUGUUUAUUUAAAUGGUAUUAUAGUGGGAAUGCAUGCUAGACCUUAGAAAUUUGUUGAUUAAUUAAGAAUAUUAAGAAGGAGAGGUAAGAUAAAUGAAUUUGUUUCAAUACAUAAAGAUGAUUUAAGGAAAGUUGUAAAUAUAUCUGGUGAUAGUGGUAGAUUAGUUAGACCAUUGAUUCUUGUAAAAGAUGGUAAACCUUAAUUAACUUAAAUUGACAUGAUUGAUUUCAAGUAGAAUGAUGCAAAAACAGUAUUUUCUAAUUAUGUAAAAAAUGGGAAGAUAGAAUAUUUAGAUGUUAAUGAAUCUGAUAAUGCAUUUAUUGCAUUAACUAUAAAUGAUGUUACAAUUGAAACUACUCAUUUAGAAAUAGAUUAAAUGACAAUUCUAAGUUGUGUAACUGGUUUAGUUCCAUUUCCACAUCACAAUUAAAGUGCACGUAAUACAUUUUAAUGUCAAAUGGGUAAAUAAUCUUUAGGUAUUAUUGGAAUGAAUACAUAAAUAAGAAGUGAUACUUAAUUAUAUCAAUUAAUAUAUCCACAAACACCUUUAGUUCGAACUGUUUCUAUGGAAGCUGUCAAUCAACAUAGAUUACCUGCUGGACAUAAUGCAUAAGUAGCAGUAAUGAGUUAUUCAUGUUAUGAUAUUGAAGAUGCAUUAAUAAUGAACAAAUCUUCUUUAGAUAGAGGAUUUGGUAGAACUGCAGUCUAUAAAAAAUCAGUUACUGAGUGUGAAAUCAAUUAAAGAAAUAAGGAAAGUAGAUUUAAUGAAAGAAUUGAUGAACCACCAACUAAAACACAUAAUACAAAAAAGAAAUUUAUUAAGAAAUAUCAUGCUCUUGAUAAUGAUGGUAUAACUAAAGUAGGUGCAUAAUUACAUCAUGGAGAUAUAUAUGUUAAUAAAAAGACACCUUAAGUUCCAGAUAAUCCUUUAAUUGAAAAUAUAUAAAUAGCAGAUACUCCAUCAGUAUUUAAAGAAAAGUGGCCAUAUACUGUAGAUAGAGUAUUAAUUAUUAAUAAUACUAAUGAUGGAACUGAGAAAAUCAAAACAGUUAAAACAAUCUUUAGAUAAAUAAGAAGACCUGAAUUUGGUGAUAAGUUUUCAAGUCGUCAUGGUCAAAAAGGUGUUGUUGGUCUUAUUGUUAAUUAAGAAGAUAUGCCUUUUAAUGAAAGAGGAUGGUGUCCUGAUUUAAUUAUGAAUCCUCAUGGUUAUCCAUCUAGAAUGACAAUUGCUAAAUUAAUGGAACUAUUAUGUGGUAAAUUGGGAGCUUUGGAAGGUAAAUUUAAAUAUGGUACUGCUUUUGGAGGAGAGAAUGUAUUAUAGGUAGGAGAAGAAUUAUUAAAAAGAGGAUUUCAUUAUUAAGGAAAAGAUUGUUUAAUAUCUGGAAUUACUGGAGAAUAUAUGGAAUGUUAUGUAUAUUAAGGACCUAUUUUCUAUUAAAGACUUAAGCAUAUGGUUAUUGAUAAAAUUCAUGCUAGAGCUAAAGGACCAAUGGAAAAACUUACUCGUUAACCUGUUGAAGGUAGAGCUAAAGAUGGUGGUUAACGUAUAGGAGAAAUGGAGAGAGAUUGUUUUUUAGCAUAUGGUGCUUCAAAUUUAUUAAUUGAAAGAUUAUUAAUAUCAAGUGAUCCAUUUAAUGUAUAUGUUUGUGAAAUAUGUGGAAUGUUUAAGAGUGAUUCUGUUUGUAGAGGUUGUAAUACAGAUAAAGUAUAUUAAAUUAGAUUGCCAUAUUGUUGUAAAUUAUUAUUUUAAGAACUUUUGGCAAUGAAUAUUAAACCAAAAUUAUAAUUAGUACCUUCUCAUGAGAGAUAAGAGUAUACAAUGAAUUGA